Molecule: messenger RNA, 1017 nt
Organism: Aspergillus caelatus
Lineage: Eukaryota; Fungi; Ascomycota; Eurotiomycetes; Eurotiales; Aspergillaceae
Product: ankyrin repeat domain-containing protein
Exons: 2
Coding region: 1-1017 (338 amino acids)
Molecular function (GO): protein binding
Source: RefSeq, a predicted model, not a curated record
AUGGAAACCAGGAGGCAAGGUCUCCUACGGUCUGAGAAGAAGCUCGAUGAUAAUGAACAGGGUAGCGUUCCCAACCCAACCAGUGGAAUGCAUGAUUCCACUCGUUUACAUCACGAAAGACAACUCAUGCCCCAUUUGAUUGAAGAGUUCCUUCGAGCGGUUAAAGAUCGUAAGAUCGAGGUUAUUGAAUCAUGGCUAGAAAGGAUGGAUGUCAACUAUACUCGUCCGGGUGAUAGAGCUGUCGUCGACUCGACCUGGACAGGCGGAAGAUCUGAGCUUGGCUGGGCGGUUUGUCGAGGACAUGCCGAGAUGACUGAGCUUCUCUUGAAGUAUGGCUCCAAUCCAAACGCCGCUAAUAGCGCGGGGCGUACUCCGCUUCAUCAUGCCUGCAUGAGGCUUGACUUCAGAAUUGCAAGGAUUCUGCUUGAGAACGGAGCAGAUGUCAAUCACAAAAGUUUUCACGAUGUAUUUCCCCUGACCUUCCUUCCAAUGCAGCGACAUCUGUCUAAUCUUGAAAAGGGUUGGGCACCAAUCCACGAAGUACUCAUGCGCGGCCACACGGGCUUUCUCAGAAUGCUCCUUGAGUAUGAGCCCCUACUUGAUGCCCAGGUAGAUAGGAACAAAGAAGCCCCGUUACAUGCCGCUGUCUUUAAGAAAAGCUCUAAACUUCUCAAGAUGCUCUUAGACAAAGGGGCGAAUCCCGAUAUUGGAAUGGCGGAGAAUAUUACCCCCUUGCACCUUGCUGCUACCGCAGGCUGGGUCGAGGGGAUCCACAUCCUUGCAAGUUCAAACGCCACGAUUGAUUGCAAAGACUUGUUUCUUCUAGAAACACCGCUUCAUAAAGCUGCACGAAACUGCCAAUUCGAAUCGUGCCUUCAUUUAAUCAAUUAUGGUGCUUAUGCUCAAGAACGAAAUAUAGACGAUCAGGAUUACCAGUCUAUUUUGUCCCUUGCACGAGAAUAUCCAGACGAUUGGCGAGUAGAUCCCAAUAGGGGCUACUUUCUCCAAUCACGGUAA